UUCCUUGGCUUCGUGGGCAUCCCUCGCGUGGAGCCACAAUCAGAAGCCGUCGCGAUGGAGGGUGGCGCUCCUGCUCCCGCGCGUAUGACCACUGUGUCGCGGCACUACUUCGGCGGCGGCGCGUCCGAGCGCGAUCACGACCUCCGCGUCGACAUCAUCGAGAAUAUCGAAGAGGACUACGGCAUGUUUGUCUGGCCAUGCAGUGUCAUUCUGGCAGAGUACGUGUGGCAACAGAGGGCACGGUUCUCUGGUCGCAAAGUUGUUGAGCUUGGUGCCGGAACCUCACUACCGGGAUUAGUAGCAGCAAAGGUUGGAGCAGAUGUGACUCUGACAGACAUUGCACAUAAUACAGAAGUGCUGAACAAUAUCAGAAGAAUAUGCGCUCUCAAUAAUGCCAGCUGCGCUGUUUCAGGACUAACUUGGGGGGACUGGGAUGAACCGAUAUUUGAUCUUCAUCCUCACAUUAUUCUGGGAGCUGAUGUACUUUACGAUUCUGCAAAUUUUGACAAUCUCUUCGCAACGGUUACUUUCCUUCUGGAAAAUUCUCCUGGGUCGGUGUUCAUAACCACGUACCACAACCGCAGUGGUCAUCAUUUGAUCGAGUUUUUGAUGGUCAAGUGGGGUUUGAAAUGUUCGAAACUGCUGGAUGGUUUCUCCUUCCUCCCAUCAUGCAAGGCUGCUUCACUACAGGGGAACAUUCAGCUUGUUGAAAUUGUGCUUGACAAGGAAAAACAUAAAUGACACUAAGAUUUACAGGAGCUGACUGACAGCAGAGAAACACGACUGGCACUGUUUGGUCUCUGCAUACUAGUAUGCAGUUCUAGGAGCGACGCCACACCAAGUCAAUAAGUCGAAGGAUGUUUUUAAUAAAACAAAAACUUCUGCAAAGCUGUGCACUGUGAAUUGAUGAUCAAACUUGUGCCUAAGUAAAUUCGCAGGUGUUGAUUGUUGACUGACAACACCAUGAAGAGCCAUCCAUUCGAACUUGAAAACAUGUGGUAUUGUGUGGUCCGAUAUUCUGUCUA
This is a messenger RNA of Panicum virgatum (switchgrass), 1025 nucleotides long. RefSeq names its product methyltransferase-like protein 23. NCBI's taxonomy places the organism in Eukaryota, Viridiplantae, Streptophyta, Magnoliopsida, Poales, Poaceae. The record is from RefSeq and is a predicted model, not a curated record. The coding region runs from base 55 to 741 and encodes 228 amino acids. Gene Ontology annotation, cellular component: cytoplasm; nucleus. The transcript is spliced from 8 exons.